UUAAAACUCAACUGUAUUUGUGUUCAAAUAAAAGAAACUCUCAGAAUAUUAUGGCAACAGUAUAAAGAAAAGUCAUGGAUAAUAAAGGUAAAAUUAAAAAAGGUGUGUUGAGCAGCAACAAUGAACAAUAUUCGGAUUGGAAAUUGUGCUUGGGUUUGUUUUUUGUGUUUGGUUGUCUUUGUUUCAUAGUUUUGUUUUCGUUGUUUGGUUAUUUUAUUUUCUGGAGGAAACUUUUUUGAAUUGGUGAAGGACUCGAGGACUCGAAGGAUUGUGUCGAUUAAGAUUCUGUUUAUUCAUAGUACGAAGAUACAAUUUAUAUUUUUGUGUGGUACAUUAACUUUAUUUGGUGUUUGUUGUGAUGCAGAAUACGAAUUUAUUCCAGAAAAAUAUAAAUAUCUAACGGAUGAAGACAAUUCAUAUUUUCAUAUAUGGUUUCCAUAAUCAGUUCAUACUUUUCAUUCAUAAAUAUGGGACAUCAAGUUAAUUUGGGGCUUAUUUAAUCCGGAAACUACAAACAAUCGAAUUUUACGAGAAGGCGUUGUAUAUUUAUCGAUGGGUUUUUAUUAUUUUGGAAUUGCUGAAGAUUUUCUAUUACCGCAUGGGCACUGUCUAUAUCACUUUCACAAAUGGGCUAUAUUCAUGCCAACUUGAUGGUGACAACAAAAGCACCUUCAGAAGUUUUUAGACGCUUUGUAUGGAAUAUUUUUUGUUCAGAAAAUGAACAUUUAAAACAUUUAAACAGUUAUGAUAAGUUUAAUGCCAUAAGUGAUUUGACCGUAGUUCCGAUUGGUAGUUCCAAUCUAGCACAAAUACUACACAUGAUGGAUAAAGUUGAUGGAGUUUUUAAUGGACGAAACAAAAAUGGUAAUGGUAAUUGUAAGAAACAAGUUGAUCCACGGUUAACUUUAGAAGAAUCAGCAAAGUGGCUAAACAUUAAUUUCAUUAGAAGUGUAAUAAAAAUCAAGAAGUCGUAUACCGCAAUAAAAAUAUUUUAAGACAAUCGUCUAAUUCUUGAUAAAAAUUGGGAGCUUUAAAAAUAUUAUGGACUGUCUUAACUAAGUUUUAUAGGGUAUAGUUAUAAUAGGUCAUUCAAAUUGAAAAGAGGUCAAAUAGAAGAGAGUGUAGAUGUAUAUGUAUGUGUACAUAUAUGCACUCAAAUCUAUUGUCUCUCUCGGACAGUCUCAUUUCAUUUUGAACAAUCUAUAUGAUUCCUGUCUUAAGACUGAAUUAUGCAUUGCGUUUGUAUUGAUCCAACUGAGGGUUACGAUUCAAUCCAGGCUAAUUAAACUGAGUGGUCCACGUCAUAACAGCAGAACUACAUCAAAUGGUAGAUAACGUUAAAAUAAUGAUAAUUUUUUAAUACAAUUCCAGCCUUUUCUAGAUGCAGGGUGCUGAAAUGUUGCCUAAAGAUCGGCUUAGAAAAGUUGGAAAUUUGACAGUAUGAGCUAAGGAUUCUUCAUGAUUCAAGGGUUAUAUGGUGAUAUAAAACCAACGUUAGUGUUAUUACCCCGUAUCAAAAAAAAUCUCUAUCGCCUGUGACUUUAUUUCAAACACGUUAACGUUAUGUCAAAUUUCUAAUUUUUCUUAGCAGUCGUUAUUAAUUUUCGCAAUAUCCUUUUUUUCUAAAACAACAACAUCUUGUAUCUAAAAAAGGUUGCCCCCGCGGCUAUAAGUGUAUUAAGAAAUUAUCAUUAUUUUAUCGCUAUCUACCAUUUGACAAAAUCCUGCUGUUUUAACUUGAACUAUCCGGUAUAUAUUACUCUCAAAACGCAAAAUGAAAUUAUGGAAUUGUAUAAUUCAUUCGAAGAUAGUUUGAUAUUUAUUUACAUUAAAAAAAAUAUGCCUCGCGCAUUAUUCAGCAAUAAAAACGUAUUCAACUGAAAAUGAUGAGAUUCAGGCCGAAGAUAAUUGGUGAUCAGAACAUUUUGACCAUAAACACCUAUUAUUCUUUUUUGUUAUAGUACUUGUGUGAUAUGUUGUCAGUUCAUUAAUAUUGUGAUCUAGUAUUUUUAAACUGUGAUAAUAAUACUUUUUUUAAAUUUGUAUUUUUUCUUCCAUUUUAUUUGAUUUUGUGUACCUCCAGUCGCUAGGAGGUGUUUUCGAAAUUUAGAACAUUUCCGAUAUUUUUUGACCAGCAAAAACAAAUUUUUGAUGGUUUUAAACUAGUCCACUCGUUAAGCUUUUCCCCACCCCUUCAUCCGAUUGAUCCAAAAAUUCGAUGUAUGUAAUCACCGUUUAGGAUGCAACAAAAAACAGUCGAAUUUAAAGAAAAAAAAAUCAUCUGAAAAAGUUAGGCUUAACUAAUAGAGAUUACAUAGAUGAUUAUUUUUGGGUUAAUACAAUCUUAACACGGAAAUGGCAAAAGAAUCUAAGAGUUUUCCUUAGAUUCUCCUUCUACCCAUUUUUAUGUUAAGAUUGUACCUUCCAAAUUUCAUUAUAUUCGAACAAUGGUUUUUGAGUAAUAGGCCCGCAAAAAUUAUAAAAUUUUCGAUUAAAGUGCCUGUACAUAUCUAUCUAAUGUG
Molecule: messenger RNA, 2522 nt
Organism: Chrysoperla carnea
Lineage: Eukaryota; Metazoa; Arthropoda; Insecta; Neuroptera; Chrysopidae
Product: xenotropic and polytropic retrovirus receptor 1-like
Exons: 5
Coding region: 627-995 (122 amino acids)
Source: RefSeq, a predicted model, not a curated record